Molecule: messenger RNA, 658 nt
Organism: Serpula lacrymans var. lacrymans S7.9
Lineage: Eukaryota; Fungi; Basidiomycota; Agaricomycetes; Boletales; Serpulaceae
Exons: 4
Coding region: 51-506 (151 amino acids)
Biological process (GO): translation; ribosomal small subunit assembly; maturation of SSU-rRNA from tricistronic rRNA transcript (SSU-rRNA, 5.8S rRNA, LSU-rRNA)
Cellular component (GO): ribosome; cytosolic small ribosomal subunit
Molecular function (GO): mRNA 5'-UTR binding; small ribosomal subunit rRNA binding; structural constituent of ribosome
Source: RefSeq, a predicted model, not a curated record
CGACCGUCCUCAAGGCUAAAGCUACUCCCUGAACACCUCAAGCCGUCAAAAUGCCCCCCAAGAAAGUUAAGGCACCCAAGGAAGAAAACACCGUCUCGCUCGGUCCUCAAGUUGCAGAGGGAGAGCUCGUUUUCGGUGUUGCACACAUCUAUGCCUCUUUCAAUGACACUUUCGUUCACGUUACCGAUUUGUCUGGCAAGGAGACUAUCUCUCGUGUGACCGGUGGAAUGAAAGUGAAGGCUGAUCGUGACGAGUCUUCUCCAUACGCUGCUAUGCUUGCAGCUCAGGACGUUUCCGCGCGUUGCCGUGAAGUCGGAAUUACUGCUCUGCACAUUAAAUUGCGCGCUACUGGUGGUACCGGUACUAAGACUCCUGGUCCUGGUGCCCAGAGUGCCCUGCGUGCCCUUGCCCGUGCUGGUAUGCGUAUCGGAAGGAUUGAGGACGUUACCCCCAUCCCCACGGACUCUACCAGGAGAAAGGGUGGUCGCCGUGGUCGUCGUCUAUGAUUUCUAUCACCUUUUAGCUGGAGCUUCAAAAAUCAAAACGUUUCCAUAUUGCUGCAUGUACUUAGGAUAUUAAUGCCCAAUACGUAUGUCGCUGUCCGACGCGCAUCAGGUGCUCGGGGAUAACCAGACACCUGCCCCGCGGUCGUUCUCAC